This is a messenger RNA of Gryllus bimaculatus (two-spotted cricket), 2256 nucleotides long. Lineage: Eukaryota; Metazoa; Arthropoda; Insecta; Orthoptera; Gryllidae. The record is from the annotation of a GenBank genome assembly.
AGAGAAAAGAAAUCCAUGUGGCACUUCACUGUACUGCCUUUAUUUAGGCGGGGGAAUCGUGCCUUUUCAAACGUCUGUGAGAGCAACACCGACUUACUCGUAUUAUAUCAUUUAAUUUUAAAUCGUUUAUCAUGUUGAUUUUUUUAAAUCGAUGGGUUUUUUUACGUGCUUUUAACAUUAGACAUGUUAGUUCUCGGGUAUGUAUUUCAGAAGAGGUUAGGAAUGCCCUCAAUAAAAAUAUGCCAGUUGUAGCUCUUGAAACAGCUCUUGUCACUCAUGGAAUGCCUCAUCCUGAGAAUAUAAAGACUGCUAUAGCUGCCCAAGAUGCUGUUUCUUCUCAAGGUGCUGUGCCAGCAACAAUUGCUAUUUUGCAUGGCAGAGUGAAAGUGGGUUUACUGAAUGAUGAACUUGUUGAAUUAGCUGAAGGAAAAGCUCCUUCCAUUAAAAUAUCAAGACGUGAUUUUCCUUAUGCUAUUAGUAAAAAAAUUAAUGGUGGAACCACUGUGUCUGGAACCAUGGCAAUUGCUGAUCUAGUAGGCAUUAGAAUAUUUGCCACUGGAGGGAUUGGAGGAGUUCAUCGAGGUGGAGAAUCAACGUUUGAUAUUAGUGCUGAUCUGACAGAAUUGGGUCGCACUCCAGUCGCUGUUGUAUCAAGUGGAGUCAAAGCCAUUCUUGAUAUACCACGUACUCUAGAGUUUUUGGAAACACAAGGAGUGUGUGUGGCUGCCCUAGGUGCUCCAGGCUCUUCUUUUCCAGCAUUUUAUUCCCAAGGAAGUGGACACAAAGCGCCUCUGUGUGUGAGUUCCCCAGAAGAAGCAGCUGGACUUCUACAUUCUUUAACAGAUUUAGGCUUGAGGUCUGGCAUGCUCCUAGCUGUACCUGUGCCAUCAGAACAUGCCCUUCCUGAUGCAAUGGUGGAAGAUGCUGUAGGGAAUGCUUUGAAAGAAGCAGAAGCAAUGGGGAUUCAAGGGAAGGACAUUACUCCAUUUCUGUUGCAGAGAAUUUCCCAGAGUACAAAAGGACAUGCCCUUGUUGCAAACCAGUCCUUAAUCAUCAAUAAUGCAAAAAUUGCAGCUCAAAUGGCAGUGGAAUUUGAGAAGUUGCAAAAAACUAGCUUUUAGAGUUGUUAUGUGCUUUUAUGAAGCUGUUAACUGACUUUGUUCUGAUAUUGAGUUCCCCAGUUCUCCUUUGAUUCUGUGAUAUAUAAACAAGAGUUCGUACAACUUAUCUGUGCACUUGACGACCAUUAAAAUUAUGAGACACAGCACUUGCACAGUAGAGCAAUUCACUCAUACAAUUACUGUUCAGAGAGUAUUGGAUAGCCCAAUAUGAGCUUGGGAUUGUAAUCACCCAGAAAUAUGUUGUACCUGCAUAAGUAAUUUUUUUCAUUGGGUUUGUUGUUUACUUUCUUACCCAAAAAGUAAAUGUAAUUUUUUUGGGUCGAUGCUCCCUGUUGAAAAGGAAGACAAAGUUUUUGAGAUGGCAAUCAGUGUUCCAUUCUCCCUCUUUUCCGACAUCAACUAAGUGCACUGAUUCUUUGUGCAAAUUCUUCUUCUAAGAAGACAGUACAGUUGUCCAUUUUAUAUUAUACUUUUUGGCUGUCAGCUUAUAUUUACCACAGAUCUAACAAAAAAAUAUUAAUUACAUUCUGUACAAUCAUUGAUGUGAUAUUGUUAUAGAGAUCUUAUUUAAAUUUUGACACAUUCGAGAAGUUUCAAUGAAUUUCAAACACCUAAAGUCAAAACGGUUUUCAAUUUGACUUGGAAUAACUCAGUUUCGUUUGCACUUCUCUAGCUUCUAGAUAUGAAAUGUAGUGUAUUGGUGAGGGUGCGCCAAAGUCAGAAUUGCUCUUUCAAUACAUAAACAGAAAAUUGUUAUCAGUAUUUAUGAAUUAAAAAAGAUAUGAUGAAAAAAUUAGUAUUGAAACAGUGAAGAAAUAGUUUUAAUGAUUUGAAGAGUGUAAGUGUAAAUGUAAUUUGUGAUAUGUAUAUUUGCCCACCAGUUACAAUUAUGUUAAUAUUUGAAAUAAAUUGAAGUUACCUUUGUUAGAAGUUUGACAUAGGGGUAUUAAUGGCUUUUAAUGAAAAUAUAUCUGUGAAGGUCAUUAAUGAGUUAUUAUAUUUUUUAUUUGUUUGUUCUGGCAAUGUUGUGUAUCUGCAAGUAUUAAUGAAAAAAAAAUGAAAUAAUUGUUUCUUAAUUCACACCUGCUAAUGAAAUAAUACUGUCAUGCAGGUAAAUAAAACAUUUUAUAAUUAA